Molecule: messenger RNA, 1199 nt
Organism: Phalaenopsis equestris
Lineage: Eukaryota; Viridiplantae; Streptophyta; Magnoliopsida; Asparagales; Orchidaceae
Product: NAC domain-containing protein 79-like
Biological process (GO): regulation of DNA-templated transcription
Molecular function (GO): DNA binding
Source: RefSeq, a predicted model, not a curated record
CAUCACGGAUCUUCCUGCAAGCUGGAGAAGCUCUUAUAAAAGCUUUCAGAUUUCUCUUCCACAUUUUCUAUCUUUGAACAACUCCUAAACUCUCUCCAUCUUCUUCUUCUUUUUGUUUCUUCUAGUGUUUUUAUCUUCAACUGUUGCCACUUUUAACAACCAUGGAUGGCGGCCUUCAUUUGCUUCCAGGCUUCAGAUUUCAUCCAACUGAUGAAGAGAUUAUAACCCACUAUCUGUUAGAGAAGGUUAUGGAUCUAAGCUUCAAGUCAAUAGCCAUUGGUGAAGGGAGCUUCAAUGAGUGCGAGCCAUGGGAUCUUCCAGGAAAAGCUAAUAUGGGGGAGAAGGAAUGGUAUUUCUUCUGCAAAAGGGAUAGAAAGUAUCCCACAGGAAUGAGGACCAAUAGAGCCACAUCAAGUGGCUACUGGAAAGCAACAGGAAAGGAUAAGGAAAUAUUUAGGGGAAAAGGUUUCCUUGUUGGGAUGAAGAAAACCUUAGUGUUUUACAGUGGGAGAGCUCCGAGAGGAAUGAAGACAAAAUGGGUCAUGCAUGAAUACAGGCUUGAUGGAAAGUAUCAGUAUAAUAAAUUUUCCACAUCUCAUCAGGAUGAAUGGGUUGUUUGCAAGGUGUACAAUAAAAAGGAUACAAAGAAAGCACAACACAGCAGGAAAAGGAUGAACAGUUCCUUUGUGGAUGAUUUGUUAGUCGAAGCCCCCGAUCAAUCUCCACCUUUUGCAGAGCCUUCUUUCUUCUACAACUUUAGAAACAAAGACAAUGAGGAAGCAAAAGGAAAAGAAAAUGAAUAUAUGCAGUCAUUUUUCACAAUGAGGCCGGAAAAUCAAUUUAUGAGCCAUUUGCUACAGGAGGAAGCAAUGUUGAGGGCUGCAUCUAACUCUGAUGGAGCAUCUUUUUUCUUGAGUGGAAAUGGUGCUAAAAUAGAGAAGAAGUGGAACUCAAACUCGCACUCAGUCUUCAGUGCUUCAAUAGAUAAAGGAAUGAGCUCAGAAAGGAACUUGAAGGAGAUUGGCAGCUUUCAAUCAUACGAAAAAAAUCAUUCUACAGGUUUAGGACAAGUGGAUUUUGAUUGUAUGUGGGACAAUAGAUUGAUUUGAAGGCCAUUAAUAAUGCAAAGUAUUAUUGCUUUGCUCUCCAAGGAAUUCAUGCAUGUUUGCAUGUAUAUGUUGUUAUGUUGAUAAAUUAGU